GUGCGGAAGGCCGAAGAGGCGGAGCGGGCUGUUCAAGAAGAGCAGCAUCGAUUGCGUGAAGUUGAAUCAGCAGCGCUGGUGCAAAGUGCGGAAAUGCCCGGUGCUACGACGACGACGUGGAAGUUCGAAGAGCCCGCGACGAUGGUGCCGCAUGAACACUUUUGGAAGUUGGAGGAUCUUGACUUCGCGCAAGUUCGGACGGACGAAGUUCAAUUCGUGGACGACUCGCGAAGCAUUCGACAUAGUCGGCGUUGCCGAGGCCGCUCGAUUACGUUUGCGACGCCACGAGCGACGUCAAUGUCGUCGACGAAGCCGACGAAGCAGGCAUACCAGAGCGGGAAUUCAAAGCCAACGCGAAAUUGGCAGAGUUCGGGCGAACCCAUGAUGACUUCUGGCGCCACGUCUUGUGGAUGCUGAACGCCGUGGCCACGAUGUCGAUGGUGGCCGCUGAUGGACGAUGGUUCGCGCGCAACAAGGGCCGCAAGGCGAUCCAAGUUGGGUGCUAGACCUGGGGCACGUCGACCUGUGUGAUGGCGAGACGUUGUUGGAGUACGUUACCGUGCUCAUGUGCUCGUUGCUGCGUCCAAACACGGGACGGCAAAAGAAUCGGCGUGUUGGGUGGUCGACGACUGUGGGAUCCUUGGCCGGGUCUUUCACGCCUUUCGUGCACAAAAGGCGUGAUCAGGGAGGGCCGAUUUGUGGUGGAGGACGAAAUCGCUGACAGAUAAGGUUUCCAAAUUGGAACGACUAAGGCAGUCGGAUUUUGUCACUGGC
This is a messenger RNA of Aphanomyces invadans, 774 nucleotides long. RefSeq lists its product as hypothetical. The annotation marks the transcript as partial. NCBI's taxonomy places the organism in Eukaryota, Oomycota, Saprolegniomycetes, Saprolegniales, Verrucalvaceae. The record is from RefSeq and is a predicted model, not a curated record. The transcript has a single exon.